AUGAAGGCGCCACCGUCGACCCACCUCCGGCGAGCGCCUCCGCCGGCCGCUGUCCCAAUCAAGCGGAGGAAGCUGAAGCCACCGCCGCCGCCGGCCGCCUCUCCCUGCUCCACCCCCCCCCCGCCGCCGUCUCCGCUCCUCGCCGGAAAAGCUGAUCCCUCCGCCCCCUGGGAAUCCCCCACCAGAUCCCCAACAACCAGGAGAUCCCUUGCCGCCUCCUUCUGCUCCUCCUCCUCCGCGGCAUCGCCGCCGGUGGGAGACGGCAGAUGGGAGCCCCUCGGCAUUCCUCGGUCGGAGCUGUCCCUCUCCCUCACUCUGCCGACCGGCCAGACCUUCCGGUGGAGGAAGACUGGACCAGACCAGUUCACCGGCGUCGUCGGUCCCCAUCUCCUCUCCCUCCGGCACGACGCCGGCGAUGAGCAGGGCGGCGUCGCCUUCCUCCUCCACUGCGGCGGCGGCGGCGGCGCCAACGCGGCGGAUCCCGCCCGCGCCGCGCUGCGCGACUACCUCAACCUCGGCGUGUCGCUAGCCGGCAUGUGGCGGAGCUUCGCCUCCGCCGACGCCCGCUUCGCCGAGCUGGCGCGGCGUCUGGCCGGCGGGGUGCGCGUCCUCCGGCAGGAUCCCGUGGAGUGCCUCUUCCAGUUCCUCUGCUCCUCCAAUAACAACAUCGCGAGGAUCGAGCGGAUGGUGGCGGCCGUCUCCGCCUUCGGCGAGCAUCUGGGGACCGUCGAGGGCGUUGACUUCCACCGUUUCCCCUCCAUCGAUCGCCUCGCCGAAGUCUCCGAGGAGCAGCUCCGCAAGGCCGGAUUUGGCUACAGGUCGGUCAUCUUCUGCCUCUCCUUUAGCAGAUGUCGGAUUCUUUCCGUCGGUGAGGGCCUGAUCGAUCAUCAUCUCGGUUGACAUCGACCCAGAAAUCCCAAAAGUUCAAACGCUCCGAUCGCGUGUCUUCUGUGCGUUGACUUUCGUCCGUUCUUGGGAUUGACGAGCAGAGCUAAGUUCAUCGUCAACACGGUGAAGGCCCUGCGAGCGAAGCCCGGGGGAGGCGCGGAGUGGCUCCAUUCCCUGCGCGGCUUGGAGCUCACGACGGUGACAGAGGCUCUUUGUACCUUGCCCGGCGUCGGCCCGAAGGUGGCGGCCUGCGUCGCCCUCUUCUCCCUCGAUCAGCACCACGCCAUUCCCGUGGAUACCCACGUCUGGCAGGUCCGCCCUCUCCUCCCCUCUACAUCCACCACCUACUUUUAGAGAGAGAAAGAGAAAGAAAGAGGGAGAUGGUAAUUGAUUGAUCGAUUGAUGGAUUAACUGACUACUUUCUGGUGCAGAUUGCGACGAGGGAAUUAACUCCUGAGUUUGCUGGGUGCCGGCUCUCGCCGAAGCACUUCGGCAGGGUCUCGGAGGCCUUCGUGGACAGGUUCGGGAGGUACGCCGGCUGGGCCCAGACAGCCCUGUUCGUCGGCGAAUUGCCCCCUCAGAAGGCGCUGCUGCCGCCACCGCCGGCUAACGUGAAGAAGGCGACGAAGCCCCGAAAGGAGAAACUCGAGAGAGGACGGCGGCCGGAAUCUCCGUCCUCUCCGGGAAGCUGGUGA
Spirodela intermedia is the source of this 1583-nucleotide messenger RNA. Lineage: Eukaryota; Viridiplantae; Streptophyta; Magnoliopsida; Alismatales; Araceae. The record is from the annotation of a GenBank genome assembly.